Aspergillus melleus is the source of this 594-nucleotide messenger RNA. Its product is annotated as fungal specific transcription factor domain-containing protein. Gene Ontology annotation, molecular function: DNA binding; zinc ion binding. The transcript has a single exon. The record is from RefSeq and is a predicted model, not a curated record. Gene Ontology annotation, biological process: DNA-templated transcription. NCBI's taxonomy places the organism in Eukaryota, Fungi, Ascomycota, Eurotiomycetes, Eurotiales, Aspergillaceae. The coding region runs from base 1 to 594 and encodes 197 amino acids.
AUGCUCCACGAGUACGAAGACGAUGAUAGAAGAGAUCCCAAUGCCACUUCUCUGCAGAUCCGUAUGCUGCUGUCGACGAGCUUUCAACAACACAGUGGAGAGACUGGUCUAGCAUGGCAUAUUGUGGGUGAAGCCGGGCUCAUAGCCCGGCGGAUGCGACUGCACAGUGAGAGUGUUGUCAGCCAGUACAGCCCGUUAGAAGCAGCCAUGCUUCGGAAUGCAUUCUGGUCCCUUUAUAUGGCUGACGCGGCGGCAGAAUGUAUGCAGAAUCGGGGUCUUGUCCUCCACGAGCCUUUGUUCGAUACAGAGAUGGACCUUUUGGAAGGAACGCACCAGGUUCCACUGAUGGGUGCUGGAAAGACGAAUACAGUAGGCCCAUUUGAACAGAGCCUCUCCCAGAGCUUCCACCAGAUACGAAGAACCUGGGAACUGGCGGCGCGAUUGAUGCGGGCAAUUCGCGCUGCUGGACGGGCCUCGAGGAACAUCGACCCUCAACUGUCAACGGAAUGCAACAAAUCGCAAGUCUCGCCCUCAUGUACUCUCGGUUCGCAGCAUCCCUCGAUGAUAUGCCACAUGUUCUACAGCCGCCAGUAG